AUGGUAGAAAUAGCAGAUUAUAUGUACCUUGAUAAAAGUAACAUUGCCUUGUCUUCAGAUUCCCUCAAAGGAUCCUUAUCAUUUGAGGAUGUAACUGUGGGCUUCACUCAGGAGGAAUGGCAGAAGCUGGACCCUGAUCAGAGGACCCUGUACAGGGAUGUGAUGCUGGAGAACUAUAGUCACCUCAUCUCAGUGGGGUAUUGCAUCCCUAAACCAGAACUGAUCUUCAAGUUGGAACAAGGAGAGCAGCCAUGGGUAUUAGAGGCAGAGUCUCCAAGCCAGAGCUACCCAGAAGUCUGCAGGAUUGUUAACCAGCUGGAACAGAGUCAGGAAAUGCACAACAGACAUUUCUGGCAAGCUCCAUUUAUCAACAACAAAACACUGACUAUAGAGAGAAGUAAUGUAUUAGGAAAAAUGUUUAAUUUCAACACAUACCCAGUUUCUUUCAUAAAAAUACCCUGUAAAUGUGACACAAGUGGGAUGAAUUUGAAAUAUAUUUCAGAAUUAAUUAUUGAGAAAAACUAUUUAAGAAAGAAGUCUGAUGAUCUCAGUGCAUAUGAAAACUUAUUCCUUCAUGUUAACCAUGAAAAAGCUCAUGUAAGAGAGAAACCUUAUGAAUUAAUUAAGAAUAGAAAGUAUGUCAGUCAAAAUGAAGACUUCUUUCCAUAUGAGAAAAUUAAACAUGUAGAGCAGUCUUUUGAAUAUAAAGAAUGUGGUGAAAAUUUCUGUGAGAUGACAGUUUUCAUCACAUAUAAACAAGCUCACAGAAGACAAGGUCCUUAUGAACAUAAUGAAUGUGAUAAAACAUUCUGUAAUUAUUCAAUUCUCAUGGUCCAUAAGAUAAGAGAAAGUCUUUAUGAGUUUAAUGAAUAUGGCAAAACCUUUGAAAAGGUGUCUCUCUUGAAACAUUUGAAGCUGAAAGAUUAUGAACAUAAUGACAAAGUGGAUAAUUUCAGCAGAUCAAACUUUCUUGACACAGGAGAGAGAACAUUUGAAUGUAACAACCUGGGGGAACCUUUCUGGAAGUCAGUUCUUAAUGUAACUCAGAAAACGUGCAUAGGAGACAAAGUCUAUGAAUGUAAUGAAUGUGAAAAAGCAUUCUGUGAAAAGUCAAAACUCACCAAACAUCAGAGAGUACAUACAGGAGAGAAACAUUUUGAAUAUAAUGAAUGUGGGAAAUGCUUCUCUAGGAAAUCCCUUCUCACUUUACAUCAGAGAAUCCACACUGGAGAGAAACCCUAUGAAUGUAAUGUAUGUGGAAAAUCCUUCUCUAGGAAUUCACACCUCAUAAUUCAUCAGAGAACUCCCACAGGAGAGAAACCCUAUGAAUGUAAAGAAUGUGGAAAAAGCUUCUACCAUAAGUCAUAUCUCACAGUACACCAGAGAAUUCACACAGGGGAGAAACCCUAUGAAUGUAGUGAAUGUGGGAAAACCUUCAUAAGCAACUCAGUUCUUACAAUACAUCAGAAAACACACACAGGUGAGAAAUCCUAUAAGUGUAAUCAGUGUGGGAAAUUCUUCUCCAGGAAUUCAUGCCUUACAAUACAUCAGAGAACUCACACAGGUGAGAAACCAUAUGAAUGUAAGGUAUGUGGGAAAACCUUUUGUCCUAAGUCAGAUGUCACCAAACACCAUAAAACUCACAUGGGGAAACCCUAUAAAUGUAAUGAGUAUGGGAAAACCUUCAGUCACAAUUCAGGCCUAAAAGUACACCAGAGAACACACACAAAGGAGAAACCCUAUGAAUAUAAUGAAUGUGGGAAAUCAUUCUCUGAGAAAUCGAUCCUCAUGGUACAUCAGAGAAUACAUACCGGGGAGAAACCUUACAAGUGUAAUGAAUGUGGAAAAACCUUUUACAAUAAGUCAGAUCUCACUAAACGCCAGAGAACUCACACAGGUGAGAAACCCUAUGAAUGUAAGGAAUGUGGGAAAUUCUUCUCUAGAAAUUCAUAUCUUCCAGUUCACCAGAGAACUCACACAGGGGAGAAACCCUAUGUGUGUAAAAAAUGUGGGAAAACCUUCUACUAUAAGUCUGACUAUAUGGUACAUAAGAGAACACACAGAGGGGAGAAGUCUUAUUACUGUGAUCAGUGUGGGAAAACCUUCACUUGCAAUUCGGUCCUCAGAUCACAUCAGAGAACUCACACAGGGGAGAAGCCCUAUGAAUGCAACGGUUGUGGGAAAUCUUUCUCUGAAAAAUCAGUCCUUACUGUACAUCAGAGAAUACACACGGGAAAACCUUAUAAGUGUAAUGAAUGUGGGAAGCCCUUCUAUCAUAAGUCAGAUCUCACUAAACAUCAGAGAACACACACAGGGGAAAAACCCUAUGAAUGUAGUCAUUGUCAGAAAACCUUCAGUUGCAACUCAGGUCUCAAAGUACAUCAGAGAAAGCACAUAAGGGAGAAAGCCUAUGAAUGUACUGAAUUUGGGGAAACCUCUAAGAAAUUAGUUCUCACAGUACAUUCAAAAUUACAUACUGGGGGGAAACCCUAUAAAUGUAAUGAGUAUGGGAAAACCUUCAGUCACAAUUCAGGCCUAAAAUUACACCAGAGAACACACACAAUAAUACAGCCUAUGUUUAAAAAAUUUUGGAGGGAGUUUAGGGAAUAUGUUGAGAAGUGCUUUGUCAUCAAGGAACAGGUGACCCAGCAGUGGAAUGCAGGUCCACUUCUUGUGUUGGUGGUGAUGGCAGAUGCCUUCUUGUGGCAUGUGACGAAGGUAUUUGAGGAGGAGGUGGUGUAA
This is a messenger RNA of Capra hircus (goat), 2742 nucleotides long. RefSeq names its product zinc finger protein 33B-like. Gene Ontology annotation, biological process: regulation of DNA-templated transcription. The record is from RefSeq and is a predicted model, not a curated record. Lineage: Eukaryota; Metazoa; Chordata; Mammalia; Artiodactyla; Bovidae.